UCCGUGCCCACCCGCGACGGACCCCCCGGUCGCUCCUUCCACCCCGGAUCACGUGUGUCGCGCCUGCCCUAGUCACCAGGCCCUUACUAAGCAGGAUAGCGGGCUCCAGCCAAUGGCAGUCCCGUACAGUCCCCAACCGACUGGGCGAAAAGUUGGUUGUGGUCGAUUCCCAAUUUUCGCCCUGCGACCUACAGCCAGAGACCGGUACGAAAGCGUGGCGACCCAACUGGCAGCUCAGUUUCUUCCUGAGCAAACGUUGAUUCCCUCGUCUCCCCUUCCACAGUUCCCUUCGUGACGACGUCGACACACAUUCAAAAUGUCCUCCUUCGAGCAGGUCGUCGUCAUCGAUGGCAAGGGCCACCUUCUGGGCCGUCUGGCCAGCAUUGUCGCUAAGCAGCUGCUUAACGGCCAGAAGAUCGUCGUCGUCCGCACCGAGGCCCUGAACAUCUCCGGAGAGUUCUUCCGUGCUAAGCUCAAGUACCACGCCUACCUCCGCAAGAUGACCCGAUACAACCCCACCCGCGGUGGUCCCUUCCACUUCCGCGCUCCCUCGCGUAUCUUCUACAAGGCCGUCCGCGGUAUGAUUCCUCACAAGACCGCCCGUGGCGCCGCCGCCCUUGAGCGCCUCAAGGUCUUCGAGGGUGUUCCUCCUCCCUACGACAAGGUCAAGAAGAUGGUCGUUCCCCAGGCUCUCCGCGUUCUGCGGCUGCAGCCCGGCCGCAAGUACUGCACUGUCGGCCGUCUGAGCCACGAGGUUGGCUGGAAGUACCAGGAUGUUGUUGAGAGGCUGGAGGAGCGCAGAAAGGCCAAGGGAGCUGCCUACUACGAGCGCAAGAAGGCCGCCCGCCGACAACUCGCCGAGGGCAAGAAGAACGCCAAGGUCGAUGAGAAGACGGUCAAGGCCCUCGAGGCUUACGGAUACUAGACGGCCUCCGUACAACCAACCUCUUUUGUGUGCUUUUUCCGUUUGGUCUUAGAUCGGCGCGUGGUGGUCAAUGGUCGGGGGGCAUCACAUAUUCAUCCGCGACGGGUAGCAGGAAACUUUUAGCUGGCUUGCCCGUCAAACUUCUGGGUCCUCGAUAGGGACUUAUCACCUCAAAACAAAUGAGCAUGCUGGGAGAAAAGAUGAAAUCUUGUCCAAACAAAAAAAAAAGCUUUCGGGAUUGCCGGUUGCAUGCGUGAUUGGUCUUUCGUCCCCUGCGAUUUGAGAGAACUGAGCGUCACUAGGUCUCGUCACCGCGAUAACGAGGGAGGAGGAUCGAGAAGCCCUGUCGAAGCCCCUUCGAAGCCUGUUGGGAGAGGUGGUGGUCAUUGGGGUUAUUUUAAUCGGGGGCCGGUAUAACUGCCGGUCUUGCGGAAUGCAGAUAUAUUCGGGCGAGAACUUGGCAUGGUGAUGACCGUGUCCCGGGCCGUCCUGACGCCUCACGAAAUCAAGAAUCACAAUACCCAAAUGGCCAUCACCUCCCACUUGUCUCGUGUUUCUGGCUGGCAUUCUUUCCGUGCCUGCCUCUCGCUGUCCCGGGAUAGUCCCUUGCCAGGGCUCGGCUCCCUUCUAGUAUUGACUCUUUGUGUAGGUACCACUGCUAGGUCACUUGGAGAUCCUCCCAGCCCCGAGGGUUUUUCUGUCGAAUCCUCGACUUCUCUAGCUCCUCUUCCUUACCACCGCUGCGCCUUCCUCGGAGGAAACCCUAUCGUCUACGCAGUAUCUAGUUGUUGAAAUCACUGCCGUCAUGUUUAUGUGGCUUACGUUGACUUGCUCUCCAUCAGCGGGGCUCACCAUUACGAUUUCGUGUGGUUGCUAUACGUCUUGAUCCUCUGGGAGAACCCUGCUAUAUAUACAGUUCAUCUGCAAAGAUAGUUAGGCAUAUGUCGGCAUGUUGAGUUGUGCUGAGGGCCACCUCCACCGCCCAGCCAGGUGCGCUGGCUCGUCCCUGCUGGUCCCUGCCGGGGCAGAACGUAUAGGUGGUGAGGGGGUGGUUGCCCGUGGAGGGCAAGGAGACAGGAGACGACCUCCUUCGCCAUUGGAGCCUUGUGUGGGCCAGACUCUUGGCACGCUCACACUUUAGGGCAGCUUCUGUAUGUGUGAUGGGUUGGCUCAUAACGGGGUUAGUACAGUCUAUGAGUCUGCAGUGUUAUGAAUCAAAGAAGGUAUGACAAUGAACAGGUGCGAUGGCCCACGGCAUCUUCAAGCUGGAACAAGCAGUCAGCAUAAAAGACUCUCGUACAGGAUGGCCUGUUUCUGCGAAGCCUGGGGUUAUGCAUUCACUGGCAACCCACAAAUUGUUUUUCUCAAUGCAUAGGAAUCAAGUGAGACAGCAUGAGAAUCACUAGCUAUAAUGUGUUUCAGUAUGUACCUAUCUGGAGUCGGCAUGCUGUUUCUAUCACUCGUUCGUUUUCCAACUUUGGGCACAUAAUACCAGUUAAC
This is a messenger RNA of Diaporthe batatas, 2425 nucleotides long. RefSeq lists its product as uncharacterized. The transcript has 6 exons. Gene Ontology annotation, molecular function: structural constituent of ribosome; mRNA binding. The coding region runs from base 317 to 925 and encodes 202 amino acids. The record is from RefSeq and is a predicted model, not a curated record. Lineage: Eukaryota; Fungi; Ascomycota; Sordariomycetes; Diaporthales; Diaporthaceae. Gene Ontology annotation, cellular component: ribosome; cytosolic large ribosomal subunit. Gene Ontology annotation, biological process: translation; negative regulation of translation.